This is a messenger RNA of Carica papaya (papaya), 2264 nucleotides long. NCBI's taxonomy places the organism in Eukaryota, Viridiplantae, Streptophyta, Magnoliopsida, Brassicales, Caricaceae. The record is from RefSeq and is a predicted model, not a curated record.
UCUCUUUCAAUAGUCUUUGCUUUUCUCUCCGUAUAAAUACCAGCUUCUUACCCACCUGAUCCUUUUUUCUUCCGCUUUUCUCGUUUUCUCUAUUUUAUCUUCUCUACUAUUGACUCCUCCUAUCUUCGCCGGCCGUUUUCCGGCGACAUCUCCGGUGAUUUCGUUGCCGCCGGACAAACAGCCUCCUCCGCUAUUUUCUGCUCUCCGAGUUUUCAAAAAGAGUGUUGCCGUUCAUCAAGGAAUCCAAAGAAAAUGGAUGGGACAAGAGAGUAUGGACUUAAAUAUGUAGGCUCACAUUGCUCCAUCUCUGAGAUGGAUGAUUUUGAUCUCUCCCGCCUCCUGGACAGGCCAAGGAUUAACAUUGAGAGAAAGAGAUCAUUCGAUGAGAGGUCCUUUAGUGAGCUAUCCAUUGGCCUCACAAGAGGAGGCCAUGACAUUUAUGAUAGCACGUACUCACCCUGUGGAAGGUCAGGCUUGGACACCCCAGCUUCUUCAACCAGAAACUCCUUCGAGCCUCACCCAAUGGUGGCUGAAGCUUGGGAUGCCCUUCGUCGGUCUUUGGUGUACUUCAGGGGCCAACCGGUUGGCACAAUAGCUGCUUAUGACCAUGCUUCUGAGGAGGUUCUAAACUAUGACCAGGUUUUUGUACGAGAUUUUGUUCCUAGCGCUCUGGCUUUCUUGAUGAACGGAGAGCCUGACAUAGUUAAGAACUUCCUCUUGAAGACACUCCAGCUUCAGGGUUGGGAGAAAAGAAUUGACAGAUUUAAGCUUGGGGAAGGUGCAAUGCCAGCUAGUUUUAAAGUACUUCACGACCCCGUGCGAAAAACAGAUACUAUCGUUGCAGAUUUUGGUGAGAGUGCAAUUGGAAGAGUUGCUCCAGUUGACUCUGGAUUCUGGUGGAUUAUUCUGCUCCGAGCAUAUACAAAGUCUACUGGGGAUUUAUCUCUGGCAGAGACACCAGAAUGUCAGAAAGGGAUGAGGCUUAUCUUGACUCUAUGCCUAUCAGAAGGUUUUGAUACAUUCCCGACCCUUCUUUGUGCUGAUGGAUGUUCUAUGAUUGAUCGGAGAAUGGGAAUUUAUGGUUAUCCUAUUGAAAUUCAAGCACUUUUCUUUAUGGCUUUGAGAUGUGCUUUGUCAAUGCUAAAACAUGAUGCGGAAGGAAAAGAGUUCAUUGAGAGAAUUGUGAAACGUUUACAUGCAUUGAGUUAUCACAUGCGGAGUUACUUCUGGCUUGACUUCCAACAACUAAAUGACAUAUACCGGUAUAAAACAGAGGAGUACUCUCAUACGGCAGUGAAUAAGUUUAAUGUUAUCCCCGAUUCAAUUCCUGAUUGGGUAUUUGAUUUUAUGCCUUGUCGUGGCGGCUACUUCAUAGGCAAUGUAAGUCCUGCAAGGAUGGAUUUCCGAUGGUUUGCUUUAGGUAAUUGUGUUGCUAUUCUAGCUUCUCUUGCUACCCCAGAGCAAUCUAUGGCUAUUAUGGAUCUUAUUGAAGCUCGCUGGGAAGAGCUGGUAGGAGAAAUGCCUCUAAAGAUAGCUUACCCUGCAAUAGAAAGUCAUGAAUGGCGAAUUGUAACUGGUUGCGAUCCAAAGAAUACUAGAUGGAGCUAUCAUAACGGAGGAUCUUGGCCAGUGCUACUUUGGCUACUAACUGCUGCUUGCAUUAAAACUGGGCGGCCUCAAAUUGCAAGACGUGCUAUUGAUCUUGCCGAGACACGUAUGCUGAAAGAUAGCUGGCCAGAAUAUUACGAUGGGAAAACUGGAAGGUUUAUAGGUAAACAAGCAAGAAAAUACCAAACAUGGUCAAUAGCUGGAUAUUUGGUGGCAAAGAUGAUGUUGGAGGAUCCUUCUCACUUGGGAAUGAUUUCCUUGGAAGAGGACAAACAGAUGAAGCCGGUGAUUAAGAGAUCAUCAUCUUGGACUUGCUGAAUAACCCAAGCAAAGCAAGCACACCCGAAAUAGCAGAAAGAAUAGGGCAACAACACACACAGGCAAGAGCAAAUAUUGGUAUAUUCCAUUACAACAGGAUUCUUUUGGCAUCUUUCCUGGUACGUUUUGCUGUUUGUUGGAGCUCUGGAACAGGCCAUCUAAAGUUUAUGGCGGAAAUGGCUGAGCAAAGGUUUUGUUUUAUGUGGUAUGAAACUUCAUUGAUUUUAUAUGAUUGGCGGACUGCUUACGUUCACUGUUUUGGACAUGUUUGCUUGCUAAAUUAGGUUGUGCAUGGAGUGAGUGGUUUUUCUCAGGAAUCCAUUUUCUUGGCGGGAAAA